Molecule: messenger RNA, 868 nt
Organism: Chara braunii
Lineage: Eukaryota; Viridiplantae; Streptophyta; Charophyceae; Charales; Characeae
Source: the annotation of a GenBank genome assembly
GUUUGUUUAACGUUUGAAGAGCCGGAGGUUGGAACGACCAUCGUGAAACUGACGCAAUCUGACGUCCCUGAGGAAGAUAGGUUUGGGAAUCACACAGUUGUGGAGAACACAGAACGCGGCUGGCGAGAUCUCAUCUUCAACAGGAUUCGAGCCGUCUUUGGGUAUUGUUGUUAGAGAGAGAGAGAGAGAGAGAGAGAGAGAGAGAGAGAGAGAGAGAGAGAGAGAGAGAGAGAGAGAGAGAGGCAUGAUGAUGCGGUAAUAAGAUGGAGGGAUUAGAGAGGAGGGCAGUCAUCCUUGUUUUUUUGUGCAAUUUCAGAUUUUGGGUGUUGCUCUCAUUUCAUGCAGAGCAUUGCUAUCAGGGCUGUAUGUCUCUAUGACGAAUGCCUUGUGCGAUACGUAGGUAGCAGCUGCUAACAAAAGUCUGAUUUGGAUUGUUGAUAUGAAGUUCAAUUCCAGAAGUGUGGCUGGUUGAUUUUGAAUGAGGAAGUCCAGUGUGGUGGGAUCUUCUCUGUAAAGUUAUCGCAUGUGAGACCGAUAUCGUCUCAUCAGUUUUUUUUUGGCCUUCGGAAAUAACGUCGUCCAUGAGUGAAGAGGUUGGAGCCGCCACAUUUCGGAGAGUCUUGUCGAAGUACCAACCGGGGAAAUUACAAAAUUAUGUUUGUGGAUAUGAUCCACUGGAAUUGAACUUAGUCUACGAAAGGUCCGAAUGUCUGGUGUUUGAAAAGAUUUGGGAGUCGGAGCUAGCUAUAGCUUAUGCAGGGCAACAUUGUCUUUCGGGGGGAUUCAUUCAAAGCGAUUGGAAAAUGCUGCCAUUGCUGGCAUGUCAGUCAGGAAUGUGCUUAAGAGAAAAUCAAAAUAUCUGGAGUUG